Penicillium robsamsonii is the source of this 891-nucleotide messenger RNA. RefSeq lists its product as uncharacterized. The transcript is spliced from 2 exons. Gene Ontology annotation, molecular function: oxidoreductase activity. The coding region runs from base 1 to 891 and encodes 296 amino acids. NCBI's taxonomy places the organism in Eukaryota, Fungi, Ascomycota, Eurotiomycetes, Eurotiales, Aspergillaceae. The record is from RefSeq and is a predicted model, not a curated record.
AUGGCUUCUGCAGCUGUCCAACUUCCCAGUUCUCAUGGCUCUCUGACUUCAGAAAAGCCCGGAGUCUCCGUCUCCGAAAAGCCUCACCAUGUCCAGACUAUACUUAACUACUUCAAAGAGAACGAGGAUGGCUCUCCCCCAGCACCAUCGUACGUUGGCAGACCGGAAACCUACGACCGACCUGUGUAUCCUCUCGCUGCCACCAUCCACGAUAUCAGCGGCCACGAACUUGACUACAAGCUCGACAGCCAUGGAUUCCAACUCUACUAUCAUGAAAGCCAAGAGAAGGACUUUCUAGACGACGAGAAAAUCAAGACGGCAUAUUACGCGGAAACAGAACAGCUCCUAAAAGACGCCACGGGUGCCUCCCGCAUCUUCAUCUUCGACCAUACCGUCCGCCGGUCCCAAACUGAUAAGUCCAUCGGUGCCCAGCUCCGCGGACCUGUACAACGCGUACACGUCGAUCAAUCCUAUAGCGCAUCCAAGAGCAGAGUCCCCUUCCAUCUCCCAGACGAGGCACCCGAGCUUCUCAAGGGCCGAUACCAGAUUAUCAACGUCUGGCGUCCGAUCAAGACAAUUCUGAAAGAUCCACUGGCUGUGGCGGAUGCACACUCGGUGCCAGAUAGUGACCUUGUGCCCCUCGGGCUCAUAUACCCGGACCGCGAGGGCGAGACAUACUCCGUCAAGCCGGAUCCUAAUAUCAAGUGGUAUUACCGCUACGGUCAGACUCCGGACUUGGUGACACUUAUCAAGUGCUUUGAUUCCAAGCUUGAUGGAAGAGCUCGUCGUGUGCCUCAUACUGCUUUUGUGAACCCGGAAACGGAACAUGAAGCCGGAAGAGAGAGUAUCGAAGUGCGAGCGUUGGUUUUCCAUCCUGAUGAUCGUGACUAG